This is a messenger RNA of Cavia porcellus (domestic guinea pig), 12273 nucleotides long. Its product is annotated as zinc finger protein 35. The record is from RefSeq and is a predicted model, not a curated record. Gene Ontology annotation, cellular component: nucleus; chromatin; PcG protein complex. Gene Ontology annotation, molecular function: DNA-binding transcription factor activity, RNA polymerase II-specific; RNA polymerase II cis-regulatory region sequence-specific DNA binding. The transcript has 5 exons. Gene Ontology annotation, biological process: regulation of transcription by RNA polymerase II. NCBI's taxonomy places the organism in Eukaryota, Metazoa, Chordata, Mammalia, Rodentia, Caviidae. Bases 368 to 1936 code for a protein of 522 amino acids.
GCACUACCGGCAGGGCCACCAGACUUCUGGUUCCAGAGUAGAGCUUGUGUCGUGGACUUCUGCACAUCUGUUAGAGCUCAGACACCACCAGUCAGAGGGGCCUGAGGGAGUCAGUCACCACUCACGUUCCAGAGUCUACUGACCUCCAGCUCAGCCUCUCCCCACAUCAUAGAGUGUGAGAACUGGAAAGACUGCUGGAGUUUGUCCAAUUUGUUAUCUUUUUCAGAUAUUAUGUCAGGUGUGUGUCGGGGCUGGGCAUUUAGCUCAGCGGCAUAAGCACUUGCCUUGCAAGCGGGCGGUCAUGAGUUCGAUCCCUGGUACCAGAAAGAAAAAAAAAAAGUGAUAUUCCCUCAACCUUUCCCUCCCUAUGAUUAGGGAUUGUGAAGAUCUGUGGCUGUUGAAAAUGCAAGGAGCUGAAGAUGGAGAGAAUGAGAGAGAGACUUACCAGGGUUGGAAUAACAAGCCUGCUCUAGAGCAUGAUGUAUCUGAAAAUGAUUCACCAUGGAUCAUAGCAAAGAGAUACCAAGAAGGUGAAUUACAGGGUUCUGCAUUUGAAGGAAACCAUGGCUGCGAGAGCAUAAAGGAAAAUUCUCUCAAAGAGGGUCCUGGCCUGUGCCUUUUUCAGAAAGGAGGUUUUGGAGGAAUAACCUUCCACAAGGAUAUACACCCUGAAAUGGUCAGUCAGGAGUAUAGUAUUGAGAAGACCUUGGUUUUGACCCCAAGCCUUGUGACAUGUCUCAGGGUGUCCACAGAAGAGAGCCUGCAUCAGUGGGAAGCAAACAACAUAUGUGCUGCUGAGAUUUCCCCCCAGAGCAAACGUGUGGCUCUUUCCACACAGACGAAAGUAUGGUCACGUCAUGAGUGUGGGCAGAGCUUUACUCAGAGCUCAUCCCUCACCCAGCACCAGAGGACUCACACCACAGAGAGGCCCUAUGCAUGCGCAGAGUGCGGGAGAGCAUUCAGUCGAAGUUCAUUUCUUGUUCAGCAUCAGAGUAUUCACACUGGUGUGAAACAAUACCAGUGCAAGCAGCAUAGGAAAACAUUUCGAUGUCGCUCCUUUCUCACUCAGCAUCACAGAAUCCACACUGAGGAGAAACCUUAUUCAUGUACUGAGUGUGGGAAUUCCUUCUGCAACUAUUCACAUCUCACUGAACACCAGAGAAUUCACCGUGGAGAGAAGCCUUAUUUAUGCAGUGAAUGUGGCUCUUCUUUUCGCAAGCAUUCAAAUCUUACCCAGCAUCAGAGAAUUCACACCGGAGAAAAGCCUCAUCAGUGUGAUGAAUGUGGGAAAACCUUCCAAACAAAGGCAAACCUGUCCCAGCAUCUGAGAACUCAUACUGGAGAGAGGCCCUACAAGUGUAAAGAGUGUGGCAAGGCCUUCUGUCAGAGUCCAUCUCUCAUUAAACACCAACGAAUUCACACUGGCGAAAAACCUUACAAAUGUAAGGAAUGUGGCAAAGCUUUUACCCAGAGCACCCCACUUGCCAAGCACCAGAGAAUCCACACUGGGGAGAGACCCUACAAGUGCAUGGAAUGUGGCAAAGCCUUCAUCCAGAGUAUCUGCCUCAUUCGCCACCAGAGAAGUCACACAGGAGAAAAACCCUACAAAUGCAGUGAAUGUGGGAAGGGCUUCAACCAGAACACCUGUCUCAGGCAGCACAUGAGGAUUCACACUGGAGAGAAGCCCUAUGAGUGUAAGGAGUGUGGGAAAGCCUUUGCGCACAGCUCUUCUCUUACCGAGCAUCGCAGGACUCACACUGGUGAGAAGCUGUACAAAUGUAGUGAGUGUGCAAAAACCUUCCGCAAAUAUGCACACCUGAGCGAGCACUACAGAAUUCAUACUGGUGAGAAGCCUUAUGAAUGCAUGGAAUGUGGGAAGUUCUUCAGACACAGUUCAGUCCUUUUCCGGCAUCAGAAACUUCACAGUGGUGAAUGAUUUCUGCCACAUAGCUUAUGACAGUUUCUCUAGAGAGACUGAAGAGGAAUCUGGCUGGGAGGAGAAAGCCAGGAGAAGGAUAAAGGAGGCUUCUCUUCUCUGAGGGGUGUACUCCACAAAUGGAGAUGGGCUUGAGUAAUACAGAGCCAACUCCUGGGAAUAUGAGAUCAAAAGGAAAUUCCAGCUUUUCAGAUAAGCUUCUAGGCUUCCAGUCCUCCCUUUCCAUAUGGCUUGGGGCCUUUUUAGCUUGGCGUUUGUGCCUCUACCAAACUCCUACGUACCCUCUAACCUUGUUAAUUAUAUGCCUUGGAUGGGGUGGGGGUUGAGGGUUUCUUUCCAAACAGUAUGGAGGUGAAAAGCUACAUCAGAACUUGAAGUAGUUUCCAGAUGUGUAUGGCUCUCUGAACAUACCUGUGCAGUGAGCCCUCUGACCUGGGGAAGUGGUCCUGUGAGGGGAAAAUGUACAGAAGCAGAAAACAAUGUGUGUACAUUGCCUUGUUCAUGCUCUAAAAAGGAAGUGUGUGGCAAAGCCCAGCUUGCUAUAGAUAUCUUUGCAUAGCACACUAGUAUUAGGGUAAGGGAGACCUUUCUGGUCCUUUGAAGCUUAUAGGUUGAUUGAGCUAAGAAGGAAGUAGGUAUCAGAAGUGUUUGCCAUUUUCUGGGAAGGGUACAGAGAGGAAGCCCUAGAAGAUCACUGCCUUACCCCGGGAAGAAAUGGUCUGUGGCACAUGGCCGGCAAUAAGAGGCCUCUGAGCCGAGAACCUGCAUGUGCAGGCCACUUACAAAACCUUGCUGUGGCUGAGUGUAUACUCGGAACUCGAAGCUGGGUCAGACAUUGGUUUUCAGCAACCAGAGGAGAGGGCCCUGCUUUUACUGACAGUGUGCUAACAAAGUUUCUGGCUUCCAAGUGGAAGCCUUAGUGAUGGAGGAGGACAGCCUCUCAGCCUGCCUGCAGUGUGGGGGUUGUGAGGUUGGUCCUUACUACAGUGUUGAUAUUUGUUGUAGAAUUUUGGGGGAACAUUCUUUUUUUUUUUUUUUUCCUUUUUAUCGGUACUGGGGAUCGAACUCACGACUGCCUGCUUGCAAGGCAGGCGCUUAUGCCGCUGAGCUGUUUAUCAAAUAUCCAAAAAUCAAGAUAGCACAGGUCACUACUAAGAAAAAUGGUUGUUUUCUCUUUAUUUCCACAGCCCCUUUAAUGUUCUCAUCUACCACCCAGAAGUUGGGCUCCAGCAAUGAGGGUACCCUUUGACCAGUAUCUCUGUUCAGGAAUGUAAUUUGACAUACAGCUUUGGCGAUAAUGGCCACAUUCGUAUUUGUGUGGGAGUGGUGGACACACUCAUGUUUGUCACCUUUUCAAAGUUGCAACCAAAAACAAAAUUUUGCCAGACACUUCUGUUUGUGGACCAAAUUGUUUACAAAUAAAAGUUUUGUUAACCUGAAGUAUCACUGAAUUUAUGAUACUUUCUAUGCAAAGCUUCAGCUUUUAUAAUUUAGAAAUAUGACUACUAAAAAGAACUACAGAGGGGCUGGGGAUUUAGCUCAGCGGCAUAAGUGCCUGCCUUGCAAGCAGGCAGUUGUGAGUUCAAUCCCCCCGGUACCAAUAAAAAAGAAAAAGACAAAAAAUAAUGUAUAAAAUGAACUACAGGGCCAAGGAUUAAGCUCAUGGAGUAAGCACCUGCCUGGUAAGCACAAGGUAGUGAGUUCCAGCCUCAGUACCAAACAAACAAACAAACAAACAAACAAAAGAAGUACAGUGAGUUGGUGCUGGAACACUUGGUUGUUUGGAAGCCAGCAUUUGGCUUCCCAGCAUAUCUGUGCUCUAAGCAAUGAUUCAGGCCAUUCACGAUCACUAAUAGGAAUAUGGAUUUAUUUUCCCAUCUCCAGCAUUACGAUGGUGUUCUCUAUCCCUACUACAGAGGACUUCAUAACUGAGGAAAUAAUACCUUAUUGACAGAAAUGAUCCUCAGAAAUCUUCCUAAGUGUUUAUGUUCAUGAAAAUAUACCAAAAAUAAAGUGGCAAUGAAUUUAUUCUCAAAUGAAAAUAUCACUACAGAAUUAACUGCUGGCACAAAGUAAAUGGUCAAUGAAUAUUUGGUGAAUUAACAUACUUUCAAUCUAUCUUUGUCUACUAAAACUAAAGAACUUUAUGAUGGGUACAUAUUUAGUCUAUACUUACACACUGCUAUCUUUGAAAUCUUCUGUGGAGAAGAGAGAAAAUGGAAUUUCCAUGAGAAAUAGGAAAAACUUACAGGUAAGAGAUACCCAGGAGUUACUGUGAAAACGCUAAUCUAAAUUGAAAUGAGCAGGAUGCUGAGUAUUUUAAUCCUGAAAAAGUCUGGCACAUUUUUACUUCGUGAUCAAACGAGGAAGAGAAGUGUCAGGUUUCUGUACCGUCACCCCACAGGCACACCUGCCACACAGCUGCUCCUGAUUUUCCUGCCACUGCUGGCUGUGAGUGCCCAGCUGUCCCGCUGUGGCCCUUUGCCUAGGAAGUGCUUUGUCCUGCAGCCUUAGCGCGCGCUCAGUCUGUGCCCAUCGUACCACAGCAUGUCACACACCUGGAAGCCCUCUUCCUUCCUGUUGCUCACUAUUUACUUAUGUUCUUCCAUGCAGGCUGGCCUUGGACUUGCAGGGUUCUCCUGCCUCAGACUGCCCAGUGCUGGGGUUGCAGGUGACCGCUUUACCCAGCUCCUAUUGCUUUAGGCCAACUCCCUGAUUUACUUCCUACAUGAUUUUUCUAAGUCAGAAGUUCUUGUUGCACUAAGCUUUCCCAUUUCUUAUGGAUGAUCUUCUUAAGCAAACCUGGAAGCUUCUUCAUUUUACCUUAGAAUAAAGUCCUGCCCCUCUACAGUGACCCCAGAGCACCUUUUCUCACCCAUGCCACCAUACAUCACCUCAGCUGCCAGUCGUGUCUGGUAUAUUCAGUUUCAGAAUGCAUAUUCUUGUAAUUCUCUAGUGUUUCUAGUUACUCUCUGACUCUGCUAUUUCUACACGUACUGUUCCUAUGGUACAUUUUUCUUCAUUUGCCCGGACAACUUGCAGGUGUCACUUCUGGAUGUGCACAACUAACACUGCCUUUUUUAAGUUUGAGAUAGGAUCUUGCUUUGUAGCGCAAGCUGGCCUUGAAUUAGCAGCAGUCCUCUUGCCGCAGCCUCUCAAAUUCUGGAAUUAUAAGAGUGUCACAAACUUUGGGAAUAUAUACAUUUAAAGCUGUGUCUAACCUCAAUGUUUUUAUUCUGACUUUGUGUGUGUGUGUGUUGUGGUUGCAGUAUUUGGGAUUGAACCCAGGACCUUGGCACUGAGCUACAUCCCCAUACCCACCCCCUUUUUUUUCGAGACAACCAUGCUAAGUUGCCAGGUUGGGUUUCAUGUUGGCACAUCCUCCCAGAUCCUGGGAUUAAUAGGCAUCUAUUACCAUGCCCACCUGUGCAUGCUAUUUUCAUCACUUUGUGUUGUGAUUCUUUCUUUUCCCAUAGUGUCUGUCACCUGUACUGGGCAGGAGGAAUGGGACACUCAUCUUUGCAUCCACAGUGCCUGGCACUUAGAAGAUUUUCAAUAAAUAUUUGUGGAACUCAACUAAAACGCAGAAUUGUAUUGCCCCCCUGCCAGCCUGUAAAUUGGUACGGCGAUUGUGUCUGAAGUAUUUGCUAGCAACAAACACUAAACUAUUCUCCAAGACUUAAUUAAGAGUAUGUGGUUGUGUUAAGCAGAGAAUUCUGUAAGAAAAAGUAGUAGUUAUAAGCGAAGGAGUUUAUUAUAAAUUUAGAGUCUCAUCAUGAGCAAAAAGAAAAUGUGUGACUUAACACCUCUGUGUCAACUGUGAACUCCGGGAAAGAGGAGCUAAUCAGGUGACGCGCUCCUGCAGUCCCAGUGGCUCAGGAGGCUGAAGCAGGACCACUGAAAGUUGGAGGCCAGGCCGUUUUCCUGAAAUCCUGUCUCCAAAUAAGGGCUGUGGUUAUGGCUCAGUGUUAGAGUGUGUGGCAUUCACAUGGCCCUGGGUUUAAUCCCCUAUACCACUGAAAGAAAACAGCUGAACAAUAAUCCCGACCUCACAGAGAGCAUGCUGAGAAAGCCCAUAUUGAAAACACUUGUGGAGCUUAUGGUCUCUUGGCCUCUGAUAAAGAACUAGAUUGUCUGCCCCCCACCCCCUUUUUGAGACAAGGUCUUGUUCUGUAGUUCAGUAAGAUCUUGAACUCAAUAUAUAGCACAAGCUGGCCUUGAACUCUCAGAAAUCAUCCUGCUUCAGCCUCAGAUUGCUGGGAUUGCAGUCGUGCCACUCCCAGCUGACUUGCUAAUUCUUAAUGCUAUAAAAUUGAAUGACUUUCAAAAUACACUGGGAUGGGGGUGACAUCAUAUCCUCAGGUCAACAAAAGAGAAAACGGGGUCUUUACAUAGGCCAUACCUAUCUCUGUUCUCUACCUCUGUAUCCAUUACAGAAAUGCCGCCUAGGACUCUGUCCUUCUAAAGGAGGGUUGGAGGCACUCACUUUGUAAGACACAGUUUUACCCUGAGAAUCUCUGACUGUUCUGGGUGUGAGGGUGAGGACCUGGUUUGCAUUUGACCUCUUAACUUUGUUCAAAGGUAGAGUCUUCGCCUCCACCCUAAGUAGCACCAGCUUGACUUCCCUCGUGGACCACAUAGUAAUGUGGAGUUUUUUGGGUGUCUCCCUGCAGGCCUCAGCCUUCCUCACUGAAACAAGCUCAGCCUAAAACGCCUUAAAGCCAGAUACUGUUCCUAGUGAAGCACUCUUGCGGGGGGGUGCCUCACUCCAGGCAGAGGCGCUGUGAUUCGGAAAUGCGUUGACCCCCAAAGGGAAGAUAACAAGUUCAGAUGUAGAUUCUCUGGCCUGUGGAGUAUUAGGACUGCAGGCAAGAAUUCCUGCUGCCAAAGAAGUACCGAGAGUGCAACACUGCUAAAAUUUAAUGCAGGUAAAAUAACGUUGCCAUGUGGCAUGUCACUCAUUCUACAAAGUGUCUUCCAGUUGAAGGUGGUUCCCGGUGUCCUGCCAGCUGCACUUAAACACUGUUAUGUUCUCUUCCUGUUGAGGGAAAAGAGCCCGUCGGGAAAUCUGAGCGUAUCUUCUCUGCUGCUUUUCAUUUACUCAGAAAGUGUUAGCCCUGGUGCUGACGACGGAGGCAUGGAGCACCGGGAGCGAGCCAGGUGCCAGCUCCAGCCUGUACCUGAACGCAGGGAGCCGGGGUUUGCGUGUGCAUCCAAGUGCUUUGCAGAAGAGAGCGGCGCGCCCCCGCGCAGGCAGGGCAAGCACUGCAGCCAGGUUGAGCCGAAGAGACCGUGCAGGAGGCAGGGGAAGAUGCAGGGGUCAUUUACAGGAAUUUACUGUACCAUUUAUUCCUCAAGCCCACGACAUCUGGCACCGCUGUUUUAUCACUGACGAAGGAGACAGGGAACGUGAUCCCUCGAGAUCAGCCGCUGGCAAUCUGGGUUGAAGCCCACGGCAAGACUCCGUCCUGCUGGCAGCCUGUGUAGAGGUCCCAAGCUGGAGGUUCCGGCGAAGUGGCCGCUCGCUAGCAGGCGACAUGUGUGACUGAGCGGUGGCGGUAAGGUGAAAUGACACAAUAGGAGGUCGUUGGGGUCAAUGCCUAUGCUCCCACCCUUUCGGCUUCCCAGUGCCAACUGGUUGAGAUGGGAAACAAAGCAGCUUGUACAGCUCAGAUUUGGCGCAGAGGCACCGAGGCGAGACCGCCCACCUGCCUAGAGAGGAAGACUACUGACGUGAGACUACCGCGGGAAUGGUGACAUCAAGCAGAAGGGACGCAUUUGAGUGUCCUCUGCUGCAUCUCUGGAGUUUCGCGUGUACGCGGGAGCGAGAGGUAGACUUCCAUGGCUUGCGGCCUCUGGUUUUUGAGCUGUCGUCAGUCCUGAUCCGUCCCCUUCCCUGGGCCCGUGGUUGCCGUCCCUGCUCUGACUCGUGGCACGGAGGCCGGGCCGGGGCCAGGGGAGGCCUGUGCGAGCCCAGGGCUGGGUCUGGGACACCAGGGCGAAGUGCCUCCUUGAGCGAGCCCGCCCGAGCCACUGCUUUGGCUUUGCUUUUAUUUUUCCCCAUUAGUGUAUACUGCUGUUUGCUUUGCCACUCUAAGGGGCUGUGCGGGCUGAAUAUGUGAGAAUUACGCCUUCGUUAGGUAUUUCUUCUCUAACAGCAACAAGUUAGAUGCUCAAUAUGCAGAGACAGGCGUAGGGAGGCGGAGGCAGGAGGACCGUGGAGUUCCAGCCUAGCCAGGAAAUCUUAUGGACUUUGAGACACUGUUUCAAUUUUUUUUUUCUAAAAGUAAAGCCGAUUUAAUAAGAAAAAUCCUGGAGAUGUUAAGGGCCCUAAAAACACACCGAUGUGCCAGGAAACCGGACUUUCAGAGGAGCUGUAAAAGAGAGCUCAAAAAAAAAAAAAAAAAAAAAAUCCAGUGGUCACCUGAAAACAAGCGUAAAAUCUACCCGCCUUUUAAUUCUCCAGGAAACAAGACUUUAGAAGGCCUAAGUCUCGCCAGGGACUCGGCCUUUACAGGGGGUCCCAGCUGGGGAGACCUUGCCCAGCACUGGAGAGGCUGGGGCAGGAUGGCUAUGAGUUCAAGACUAGCCUGGGUUACAAAGUGAGUGUAACUUUUCCAUUUAGCUGAUUAAAUGAGCUGAGGUUUAUUUUGUAUAUAACAUAUCCACACUGGGAGGUGAAGAUGGGGAGAAAGGUGUAGGCAGGAGCUUCGGUACUGGCACUGCUCAGUAUUAUCAGUUUCUGGCUGGAAACAAUUUCUGCACAUAAGCAGGGUGUACCAGCCAGCCCGCAGCCCUAAUAGAUCCCAGUACACUAAUGCAAAAUGACCUCCAGGACAACAACAAAAGGGACAAAAUAAAAGAGCAAGUUGUAGAGAAAAGCCUAGUGCUUUUGAAAAACGACAGAAAUGAUAUACUCCAAACUUGGUAAUCUUAGAGAAAGGAAAUGAAUUUGUUUGGAUAACACUGGAUAAUAAUAGCUAUAAAAGUGACUUUUUUCAUUAUACUUGUGCAUUAUCUAAAUAUGUUCCAAUGAUAUAUUAGUAUGUAUCUUAAUGUGUGUGAUGGAGUACUGAGAAUUGAACCCAGAGCCUUCACACUGAGCUACAUCCUCAACCCUAUUUAUGUAUUCAUUCAUAAACUCAUUCAUUUAGGCUGGCCUUGAACUCACUUAUACAGCCGAGGCUGGCUCUGAACUCAAGGCAACUGUCCUGCUUUGGUAGGUUACAAGUGUGUGUCACCAUUCCUAGCUUUUUUUUCCCUUAAUGUUUAGGACACAAUACCUCAUCUUCAAAGUCUAGAAUAUUGAUGCAGCCUAAGUCUUAAACUCCCAAGAACUUAGAAAAAAAAUCAUUUCCACAUAAAUCUUUCUACCUACUGUGCACUCCAAGUUUUAUUUUCCACCCUGAAGUCCCCCGUGUCAAACAAGCACUGAGCUGUGCCUCAAGGGUUUCCCGCACGACAUAUUCGUGGAGCUUCUAUCCAGUGUGAACCCUGUAAUGCUCACUUAGGUGUGCCUGCUAGAGGAAAGCCAUCUCACACAUUCGACACUUACACUGCUUCUCUGCAGUGUGAGUUCUUUCAUGCUCAGCAGGGGAGGAGUUCUGAGUGAAGGUCACACUCAGCACAGGCAUUGGGGCUUCUCUCCUGCAUGCCUACUCUGGUGCUGUGAGACGUGCUCUUUGACUGAAGGCUGUCCUGCUCAGGGUGGGUAAGGUCUGUCUUCACAGUGACUUCUCUCAUACCGAGCCAGGCAUAUGCUCUGCUCACAUGCACUGCCAUGUUCCAAGCAUUCAAAUGCUUUCUCGCCAGUGUGGACGCACUGGUGUCUAGAGAGGGACGGGGCCUGACAAAAGGCUUCCCCACACUUGUUGCACUCAUACAGUUUCUCCAGUAUGUAUUCUCAGGUGCUGGACAUGGAUAGUUUUUGUCUGAAAAGCUUUCUUGCUCCAUAACCUGAGUAGUCGGGAAGCCCUGGACGUGCUGGACUGCUCUCCUGUAUCCUGGUCAUUGUAGGGAAGUUCCAGCUGUCUCCUGAGUAGCCCCAGGCCCCGCGCUCCAUUCCUGGAACCCGAGGUAUGCGGUCAACAGAAAGAUAAAUGGGACUUUGAAUGGCGGGUUACUGCCCCCUUGCUUAGAAGGAAAGGAUAUUAUUAGCAGAGCUGAACACAGCCCAAGCAAGACAGACAGAAGUGUGGCACUCUAGCCACCAACACUUCAAACGCUUGGUGAGCAUCUAUUGUAAACCCAAAAAUUGAGUUCAGUCAUCCAAGUAUUGUAAUCCUCUUUCUAGUUUUCCUCUAAAUCCAAAAAGUUAUAUUUGUAAUUCCAUUGAGAUGUUAUUAGAAUUCCAGCUGAUCAAUUCCAAUCUACCACCACCAAUGCAACCCACGGCAAGAGUAAAAAUACCAAGACAUAUUCCAAGUUGAGGGCAGCCAAAGGGACCCAAGUCCAUUUCCCAUGAGGACAGGUGGACAAAGGCCUUGAUCCUAGGCCUCUCCCAGCAUUUAUUAUCUUGUGAAGAAAAGACGGGGGGGGGGGUGUCGCUCAGGGAUGAGUGAUAGUCAGGAUGUUGGGGAUUGCUGAGUAACUUGAGCUGGCUGGCCAGGUACAAGGAAGGCAUCUCUGUAAUUUGCAGAGAUAAAGAUAUGCAGAAGGAUCAAUUUACAUAACCUGAUUAGUGUAGCAGGGGAAUUGUUUUGGGGGGCUAUUGCUUAGGUUUUUGAUAUGCAAACUCUUGUGCCCUGGGGAGUCAUAGCCUCUUAUCUUGAGGCUCCUUCCCAGACUAUCUACUCUGUGUCUUGCCAGCUCAAUCUUGUAAUGUAGAGAACACCAUGUGAGGAAACAGGGCUGUCUGAUGGGCAGACUUUGCAUAUUAACACCUCAGCCAGCCUUAUUUGCAAUGCUUAGAGCCAACUGAAGAGAGAAGGAAACAUCCUAGCCAGCCUUUCACAUAUCAGUAUAAGGAAAUGAGUCCCCAAGUAGUCAAAGUCACAGCAACUGUUUUGGAUCCAAAGGGAGUCACUGGAGUUGUCUCUCACAUCUGUGAUGGCUAUACAUUAGCACCUGGGCUAGCCUUGUUUGCCAUGCUCAGAGUUAACUGAAGAAAAGGAAAUACCCUAGCCACCUUUUUACAUAUCAGUAUAAGGAAAUGAGCCUCCAAAUAUUCAAAGUCACAGUAAUUGUUUUGGAUUCAAAGGGAGACGCUGGAGUUGUCUCCCACAAGCAUCUGCUCAGAAGGGCCAUGCAGGAAGUAACCUAGCUUUCGACUCUGACCCCAAACUCACCUGGCAGAGAGACGUCCUACAGUUGGCAGGAGCCACAGGCUUUGGAAAACUCAGUAAAAGCUGAGGUGGUUUCUGUUGUACUCUAAGAAAAUAGCUUCAUUUUAUGUAUAUUAUAACAAAACCUGUAACAGGGGCUUACUGUAUGUGGUUUCCUUCUUAUGUCUUUGGAUGACCUAAUUGAUAUGUUAUCAAUGCUCUUCUCUGUAAAGAAUUGUAAACCUUACCUAAUUGAUAUGUUAACCAUUGUUGCCCUCUACAAACUACAGCAGUUGUGCUAAAACAAGCUAACAAGGGUUGUAAAUCACUGUUAGGCGCCUCUAUUCUCCACUAAAGAGCUAAAGAAAACUAGGAUGGCCCUCUAAUUUACACUUGUUUAAAGUAACUUGCUUGUGUGCAGGGAGAUUUGCUUAUUAGUAUAACCCUUUACCUGACCUUGGUCCCCCUCCCAGAAAGAAAGAAAAACAUAACCACUGUUUUCUGUUCUGUAUGGCGCCUUAUUGCCUCCCUCUCCCCUUACCUAUCUAUCUAGGCUAGGCCAUAAAGAUCUUGGGUUUCUGGUGACCUCUUCCUGACCUGGUGGUGGUCUGUCAUAAAAUGUGCCUUAGCUUCAAGGAAAUUACAGGAAAAUGUUGUGGCUUAACCCUAAUGCACCAAAAGGGUUAAGUUCCAAAUCCUUGUGAAGGCUUAAGUUUCAGCUUCUUGUAACUUUGGACCCCUUCCCACCUGUUAGUGUUAACGGGCUCUCCUGAGAUAAUUAGCUUUCUACAUUCUUCUCCAAAUGUUAUUGUAGAUAAUUCUUAUCUGCAAGAUGGGAGUAACUCAGAAGGUACCAGAGGCUCCCCAGGUUGUCAGAACUAAGUGGACAGCUAUACAGUUUCCAGAUUGGGGUCAACAAGUUUGAUGGCUCUGCAGGUUUCUUUGUGUCCCCCCCCCCGCCCUUUUCCUCCAGCCUCUUUUUAAAGUCCUCGCUUCAGUCUCUAGCAUGCAGUCUCCAAAUUGGCUCCCGGAGACUCGUCACCAGGCCUGAAAAUAAAGCCUUUGCUUCACAAA